This is a messenger RNA of Anopheles marshallii, 7005 nucleotides long. RefSeq names its product protein sidekick (gene sdk). Gene Ontology annotation, molecular function: protein binding. The record is from RefSeq and is a predicted model, not a curated record. The transcript has 13 exons. Gene Ontology annotation, biological process: cell-cell adhesion. Bases 1 to 7005 code for a protein of 2334 amino acids. NCBI's taxonomy places the organism in Eukaryota, Metazoa, Arthropoda, Insecta, Diptera, Culicidae.
AUGGCAUCGCGUCUUACGGGCGUGGAUAUACGGGGGCGAAACAGCGAACAGCGGCUACUGACGAGAGUCAUAGGAAAUAGACCGAUGCAAACAAAUUUGUCCGUUAUACUCCGGACUGCAGUAGGAAUGAUGAACCCCAGCAGAGAAGAAACGCAUCGAUCACGGAGACGCCGGCGAGGACGACGACGGCAACUAUUGUGGAGCAACGGACGAUCGACAAGUAUGACGAUGAUGCACUUGCUGAUGUUGUUCUGUUUUCUACAGAAUCCGUUGACUGGGACUGUGACCGGUUUUAGCAUGUCACCAGAUACCCAACUUCAAGCACCUCGAUUCACCACUCAACCGUCUUCGUCUGGUUCGAUUGUGAACGAAGGUCGAACGAAGAUUCUUCAAUGUCACGCAUUAGGUUAUCCACAGCCUACAUAUCGUUGGAUCAAAGAUGGCAUCCCGGUAGGAAACUUCAGCAAUAGCCAGUAUCUUAAAAUACUGAAUAUUACACGUGAUAAUGCCGGUUCAUACCAGUGUGAAGCAGCAAACAAAGCUGGGACCAUUUUUAGCGAAAAAAUCGAUGUUGUUGUUGCUUAUAUGGGUGUAUUUGUUGAUUUGUCUGAAAAAAUCGUUUCGGUAGUGUCAGGCUAUCCUGCAAUAUUAAACCUUUCAUACAUAGAAUCGGUCCCAGCACCCUCAGUGACAUGGCAAACAGAUGAAGGCCCGUUAGAGUACAACAUAAAGUACGCGCAAACUUCCAGUAACCAAUUGAUUAUCUUGAGCGCUGAUGAGGGAGAUAUCCGUGCGUAUCGAGCACGCGCCUUUAAUACACAAAUUGGCCGCGAGGAAAGCACCGGUUUUGUGCGGUUAAAUGUAACUGGCAAUCAGUAUACCGAGAUUGCACCGGAGAUAAUUGUGCAUCCGCAGAGCAUGAAGGUUGUGCGUGGCGCACAGACGGUCGAAUUGGAAUGCAUUGCCAAUGCGCGUCCACUACACGAGCUUGAAACUAUUUGGCUAAAGGAUGGCAUUCUGAUUGAGAAUACCGGCAUUCAUUACACGCAAACCGAUCCUUGGAAUCGCACUGUCACGCUGCUUCACGUGAACCUGACACACACGGGUGAGUACACCUGUCAGGUGCAAAUGCGCACCGGGGGUCAUCCGAUCGUGUUCUCUGUGGCGCAGGUUACCGUGCAGGAACCACCUACGUUCGUGACACCGUUGCGUACCGAAACGUUAGGCGAGUACGGAUCGCGAACCGUAUUAGCAUGUGAUGUAAUUGGUGCACCGCUGCCGAAAAUAACUUGGUUCAAAAAUGCGCGACCGAUUGAACCUGUAGCUGGUCGGUAUACCAUUCAAGAUGAUAAUUCCCUGGAAAUAUACAAGCUGGGAAUGGAUGAUACGGCUAUGUUCCAAUGUCUUGCUUCAAACGAGGCUGGUGAAAAAUCGGCCUACACUUGGCUGAAGGUUAAAACCUCAACCCCUAUAAUGGAAAUGGCACCGACAAAUCAGACGGUUCUUGAUGGCAAAGAUGCUACAAUGAAUUGUCGAGCGAUUGCAGCACCUACACCAAGCAUUUAUUGGAUCUACAACGAUACAUAUCCUAUUGAAACUACCGCCAGAAUGCAGAUUCUUGAUUCGGGUGAUCUGUUAUUAUCAAACGUCCGUGAAGCCGACAGUGGGCUUUACACGUGUAUAAGAGAAAAUGAAGCAGGGCGUAUUACUGGAUCAGGAUAUUUAAACGUACUAGUUCGAACACAAAUUGUUCGUCCACCAGCAGAUACAACCGUUCUGCUUGGGCAUUCGGCCGCAUUGGAAUGUGGUGUGUCAAGCGAUCCCACGGUACCGUAUAAUAUCGAUUGGUAUCGAGAGCCUAAUCGCUUGCCUAUCAAAAAUAGCCAACGCAUUGGCGUUAAAGGAGACGGUACACUCGAAAUUACAGAAGUGCGUCCUUCAGAUGUUGGUCAAUAUUCAUGUAUCGUAACUUCUCCUGGUGGAAAUGAAACACGCUCAGCCAGGUUGAGUGUCAUUGAAUUGCCAUUUGCACCGUCAAACGUACAGGCUGUGCGACUUAGCACGCCUCAAAACAGGGCGAUCAAUGUGUCCUGGACCCCCGGUUUUGACGGCAAUAGUAAAAUUAUUAAGUUUAUCGUUCAGCGACGUGAAGUACCAGAACUAGGACCCCUUCCCGAUCCGCUACUAAACUGGAUUACAGAAGCGGCCAACGUGUCCGCACAGGCAAAAUGGAUUUUGUUAACAAAUUUAAAGGCAGCAACGGCUUACCAAUUUCGAAUUAGCGCGGUCAACCGAGUCGGUGAGGGUUCUCCGUCGGAACCGAGCAAUGUAGUGAAAUUACCACAAGAACCUCCGUCAGGUCCUCCUGUAGGAUUCGUUGGUUCGGCACGUUCAUCAACUGAAAUCAUUAUACAAUGGCAACCACCCGUCGAAGAACAUCGGAACGGGCAGAUUCAUGGCUAUAUUAUUCGAUAUCGACUUUUCGGCUACAAUAAGAGCCCGUGGAAUUAUCGCAACAUUACUAAUGAGGCACAGCGUAAUUAUCUCAUCCAAGAGCUAAUCACAUGGAAGGACUAUACUAUCGAGAUAGCCGCUUAUAACAAUAUGGGUGUUGGUAACUACACAGACGGGGCGAAAAUCAAGACGAAAGAAGGUGUUCCAGAAGCGCCACCGACAAAUGUUCGUGCACAAUCACUCAACUCGACUGCUAUCCGUAUUUGGUGGACCCCUCCUAACCCGCAACAGAUUAAUGGUAUAAACCAGGGUUACAAGUUGCAGGCCUGGCGUUUCGAAAAGCCACCUCUUCAAUCUUCGGCUGCUGGGUCUAGUGUUGGAGGUGUAAUAACUGGGGGAACUAAUGACGAUGAUAAUGAAUUAAUCGAGACAGAAAUGAAAACACUUACCGUACCACCGAAUUUAUUGGAUCCAUUGGCUGAACAGAGUGAAGUGCUAAGCGGAUUAGAGAAAUAUACGUCAUAUAAUAUUACUGUACUGUGCUUUACCGAUCCAGGAGAUGGUGAACGUAGCGAACCAGUACCAGUACAUACGCUAGAAGAUGUUCCUGACGAAGUAAGUGCUUUGCAAUUCAGUGGAAUUUCUGAUCGUGAAGUGAGUGUAGCGUGGGAACCACCGCGACGCACCAACGGCAUACUCAUCGGAUAUCAAGUUCGUUACUAUGUGAAGGAUCAACCGGACACAGUACGUUUAGUUAACUUAACGGCCGAACAAACACGCCUCAAAGUAACACAUUUGACGGCAACGACGCAUUAUACGUUUGAAGUGAAUGGAUGGACGGUUGUGGGAGCUGGACCUCCGAAAGUCGCUACAAUUCAGUCGGGAAUCGAACCAGUUUUGCCGCACCCACCUUAUCAGCUGGCACUGUCCAAUAUCGAAGCUUUUUCGGUAGUUAUACAAUUUACACCAGGUUUCGACGGCAAUUCAUCCAUUACUAGUUGGAUCGUCGAGGCACAAACCGCUCGGAACCUUACAUGGUUUGUAGUGCAUGAGUUGCACGAUCCGGACGCUUCAACGGUGACUGUUUUAGGCUUAACUCCCUUCACAACAUAUCGAUUGCGUAUAACUGCUUGUAACGUCGUCGGUCGCUCGGAACCAUCAGAACCAACGAAAGAUUUCCAAACGAUCCAGGCACGCCCGAAACAUUCUCCUUUUAACGUGACAGUACGGGCAAUGAGCGCCACCGAAUUGCGUGUACGAUGGAUACCGCUGCAGCAAACUGAGUGGUUUGGUAAUCCGAGAGGUUAUAACAUCACCUAUCGGAACAUCCAUGAGAACGAUAUAUUACGUUCAUCUGAGUCAACCACGAUUAGGGCGGUGGAUGUAGGAAAAGGCAAUUGGACAUCUGCAGGCGUUUCAGAGAGCAACUUAUGGGGACGUAGUGUAUUAAUUGAGGAUCCUACUGCCAACUCACACGUUUUGGAUGGACUAGAAGAGUGGUCAGUGUACGAAAUCGCUAUGACGGCAGUGAACGAAGUUGGAGAAUCGAACGAUAGUCCACAUGCAUUUGAACGUACACGCGAGGCAGUACCAACGAUGGGUCCGGCUGUAGUAGAAGCUAAUGCAACUUCAUCUACAACCAUUGUGGUACGUUGGACGGAAGUACCGAAAGUACACCGGAAUGGACAAAUUGAGGGUUACCGUGUGUACUAUGGUUCGGUAGCAGGUCGCACCCCUGUACUACACAAAACGAUCGCCAACAACUAUACCUUUACGACAACACUAACCGAGCUGAAAAAGUAUGUGCAAUAUGACAUCCAGGUGCUGGCAUAUACCCGGCUCGGCGAUGGUGUCCUCAGUACACCCCCGGUACGCAUUCAAACGUUUGAGGAUACACCGGGCGCACCGUCGAACGUGUCGUUUCCGGACGUAUCAUUCAGCAUGGCGCGCAUUAUAUGGGAUGUGCCCGAAGAACCCAAUGGUGAAAUUUUGGCUUAUCGUGUAACGUACCUAUUGAACGGGUCGCAGAAUCUAAAUUUCACGCAAGAGUUUCCUCCAUCCGACCGAACGUUCCGUGCAACGCAGCUGCUCGCCGAGCGAUACUAUUUGUUCAGUGUGACAGCUCAGACACGACUGGGAUGGGGAAAGACAGCGGCUGCCCUGGUUUAUACUACUAACAACCGUCAAAUCCCACAGUCACCCUCAGCGCCACAAAUUUCACGCUCUCAGGUUCAAUCAGAACAGAUCACCUUCAGUUGGACACCAGGGCGUGAUGGGUUCGCUCCUCUGCGCUAUUAUUCAGUACAGUUUCGUGAAAAUGAAGGCUCCUGGACGCUAAUACCAGAACGUGUAGAUCCAGCCGUAACAUCCUACACGGCGAGCGGUUUGAAACCCCAUACAUAUUACCAGUUUCGCAUACAAGCCACGAACGAUCUGGGCCCAUCUAGCUACAGUAGAGAGAGCAUUCAAAUUCGUACCCUUCCGGCCGCUCCAUUCGAAGCUAUAACGGGUCUAAAAGUGGUUCCUAUUACCACGACGAGUGUACGUGUGCAAUGGGUAGCUUUGCGGUCCAACACAUGGAACGGUGAUGCGGAGACUGGUGGCUAUCGUAUUCUCUAUCAACCUUUAUCAGACUUUCCUUCCACGCUGCAGAGUACACCGAAGAUGGACGUUCUUGGUGUGAAUGAGGUGUCGGCUGUACUUGCUGACUUAACCCAAGAUCGUAAUUAUGAAAUCAUCCUGCAGCCAUUCAACUCACAAGGCUCUGGGCCACCGUCGCCUCCCGUUGCGGUAUAUGUUGGCGAAGCGGUGCCAAUUGGAGAACCGCUCAACAUAGAGGGUAUAGCAAUAUCCUCUACUGAAGUACGAUUGCGUUGGAAUCCACCACAGCAAAACACACAAAAUGGAGAACUGUUGGGGUACAAGAUAUUUUAUCUUGUUACCGACUCAUCGGCCCAAGAUCUCGAACCAGGACCGUCGUCAGAUGUCGGUGGAGUUAAUGGUGGAAGUGUCGCACGCCGUAAUAAAACUCCAGAAGAGGAGAUUGAAGUUGUACCAGCAUCGUAUACGACGCACAAUCUCGUUUUUCUUGACAAAUAUACCGAAUAUCGUAUUCAGAUAUUAGCGUUCAAUCCAGCUGGCGAUGGGCCACGUUCUGCACCAAUAACCGUAAAGACACUUGCCGGGCUUCCCGGUCCACCAACGCAGUUACUUUUUUCGGACAUUACAAUGAACAGUUUGACAGUUAGCUGGGAUGUGCCCCGUAAGCGAAACGGCCUCAUACUUGGGUAUAUUGUAGCUUACGAAACAACGGAAGAUAAUGAAAAAUUUAGCAAACAGGUGAAACAGAAGGUAACCGGCACUAAUUUGAUCGUACAGAACUUGGAGGAAGAAGUAACCUACACGUUUACAGUGCGCGCACAAACCAUUGAUUAUGGUCCGGCAAUCAGUGGAAAUGUAACCACGGGACCGCAGGAUGGUUCGCCUGGCUCGCCUCGUGAACUAAUGAUUGCAAAGUCACAGGCCAGCGUACAAAUGCAUUGGAUCAACGGACAGUCAGGCAAAGGGCCGAUUUUAGGUUAUUACAUUGAAACUAAAAAAAGAGAUGAUCUGCGUUGGGAAACAGUAGCACGGACAACGAAUGGCCCCAUACAAGAAUUUACCGUCAGUUUUCAAAAUCUAUUGCCGUCGACUGCGUACAAAUUCCGCGUGAUUUCUUACAACCGUUAUGGUAUAAGCUGUCCAGUCUAUUCCGAUGAUGCCGUCCUUACACCUUCGAAGCUGUAUUUGGAAUACGGCUACCUGCAGCUGAAACCUUUCUAUCGACAAACUUGGUUCAUGGUGGCACUUGCGGCCACUUCCAUCGUGAUAGUAAUUAUGGUGAUCGCCGUGUUGUGUGUGAAGAGCAAAAGUUAUAAAUACAAACAAGAGGUUCAGAAAACUCUCGAAGAAUCAAUCGCUAUGUCCAUCGAUGAGCGGCAAGAGCUGGCAUUGGAGCUUUACCGUUCUCGUCACGGUGUGUCGACGAACGGUGGAAUGAAUGGAGUCAAUGGUGGCACCGGCACGAUGAUUCAUAGCACUCUCGGGCGCCGAACCGGUACAAUACUAGGUCGAAAGGGUGGUGGUGGGGCGGGUUCCAGUACGGCAGCUGCAGCAGCAGCGGCAGCUUCAUUGGGCAAGUCUCCUCCGCGACCAUCACCCGCAUCUGUUGCCUACCACAGUGAUGAAGAGAGCUUAAAAUGUUAUGACGAAAAUCCAGAUGAUAGCAGUGUUACGGAAAAACCGUCCGAGGUGAGCUCCAGCGAUUCACAGGCAUCGGAAAGUGAAAACGAAAGUGUCCGGUCGGAUCCACACUCUUUCGUGAACCAUUACGUCAACAAUGAUCUGUUGCGGCAAUCCUGGAAACGUCAAAAGCCGGUGCGCAAUUAUUCUAGCUACACUGACUCGGAUCCUGAAGGAUCGGCUGUUAUGAGCCUGAACGGAGGACAAAUCAUUAUGAACAACAUGGCACGUUCACGGGCUCCACUGCCUGGCUUUAGUUCCUUUGUGUGA